Lineus longissimus is the source of this 6182-nucleotide messenger RNA. Its product is annotated as TATA element modulatory factor-like. NCBI's taxonomy places the organism in Eukaryota, Metazoa, Nemertea, Pilidiophora, Heteronemertea, Lineidae. Bases 110 to 4519 code for a protein of 1469 amino acids. The record is from RefSeq and is a predicted model, not a curated record. Gene Ontology annotation, cellular component: Golgi apparatus; endoplasmic reticulum. The transcript has 22 exons.
AUUCUGUCGAGUUGGAAGUUUUCUAAUUCUUUUUUGACGUGUAAACAAUCAACCAUUUCACUGUAAAUCUGCAAAAAUAUUGAGUCGGCUUGCUCUAGUCUAAGCCAAGAUGAGUUGGUGGGACACAAGUCAAUUUACCAGCAUGGCCAGCAGUGCCAUCAAGUCAGCUCAGAAGAAAAUUGAUAAUGUUCUGGACAUCAAAGAUGACGAACUGGGCGCAAGAUCCUCCAGCAAAGGAGCUUCCAGCUCUGGCAAGAAGGCCAUGAAGAAAUUGGGCACAGGAGAUGAAUUCUGGAAUGCCUACCUCGAGACUGAUUCGUCAGCAAGUGCUAACCAGACGAGUACAACUGAAAACACCAAGUCAGAAAAGAAGGAGUCUAAAGUUGUUGAGAAAACAUCUGGUGAAACAUCUACUAGUAAAAAGAGCACUAAAAAAGAUGAGGCUUCUUUGGCAAUGGGUGCAUCCGGCAUGAGUGGUGCAGGAUGGGGCACUUGGAGUUUCUCUGGGUUCUCUUUUGGGUCAGAGCCAGUUUCUGGUGAAGCAAAUGCCAGUGAAACCAAGAGCCAAGAGAAAGAAGCAGAGGAUAAGAAAACUGAAAGAAAGGAUGUUGAACCCAAGAAAAGUUCCCAGAAGGAGAGGUCAAAGAGAAGUUCAAGGCCGUCUUUAACUAAAUCUGGUUCAGAGAAAGAAGUGGAUGUGCAGAAGUGGGUCGAUUCACACGACUCUGGGAAGUCGCCUGAUGAUGCAGAAAAGGGACAUGAAUUUGAUACAGGAGAAGUUACAUCUGAUAAAAUAUUGGUUAGUCAUGUCACUGGUGAUGAGGUUGUUGAUGUUCUUCCAUCACGAGAUGUAGCUGACAACCUUACCCCAAAAGAACUGUCUGAAGCCAAUGUUACAAAACAGACUUUACGUCAAAGUGAUUUGAAGUCUACUUCGGAGUCUGGAGACACAAUGUCAAUGGACAGUAAAACUUUUGCAAGUUCAUCAGAAUAUUCUAUAGACUUGACAAGUCAGUCGGAAGAAACUGUAGUAACCUUGCCUAAUGUUCGGGGCAUAUUGCCAGAAGAUGGUCUUGCUGUAGAAAUAGCAGAUUCUUAUGAUGGCUGUGAUAACCGAACACGUGAUAAUAUCGAUGGUGUCAUUGAAAAUGUCCCAGAGAGAUUGCAACAACCAUUGGUCGUUCUUGCUGAUGAUAAAUAUGGGGUGGUGGAAACAAAGCCAGAUGAUACUGACAAGUUAGUAGUGGCAGAAACGGUGGUGACAGAAAUUGACCAGGUUGUUGUUCCUGAAAUGGAGGAGAGUGUGGUUGUUCCUGCAGCAGGAUUUGGUGCAGUUGCCUUGGCUCAGAUGGAGAGCACAGGACUCUGGGAAGAUGCUGAUUUAGAAGUUCCAGCAGAUAUGUUAGUGAGUGUGGAUGAACCUAGUGAGGUGAAUGGUAGCGAGGAGUUGACUGAAACUGAUGGUGGGAGUAUGGUGCCAGAGUUUAGUUCUAGUGCUGUCGAAGUGAAGGCAGUAAUGAGUGUUGAAGGUCCUGGAUGGGAAGUAUCUGAUUCAGAGAUAAAUCUUCCUGAAGAAUCAAGUACCAGCAGGGUAGAUCUUGAUAAGGAUACUAUUGAACUUGAGAACGCACCACUACCAGCUAGUGUGUACCCUAAGGAAGUGGAGGAUAGUGCCAUCGGUGAUGUGACUGAAAGUGUUGAAUUGCCGCCAGAUACACAGAAUAUUGAGGAAACGGUACCAGAUGAAGGACAAGUCUUGAGUGAUCGUACAGCUGGCUGUGAUGUGGAAGAAAGUGUGAAAUCAGACUCGAAAGAGUUAGUCAAUAGUAGUGACAGUGCAACAUCGUCUUCAGGGAAACUGUCCCUAGAUAUGAACACAAGUCGGGAUACAGAGACUGAUGUGUCUACGGAAACGUUAAAAGAUGGGGAGUGUGCGGCGUCGGAUGAAUCAUGUGAUCAAGAGGAGGACACCAAGGUGGAAGGUAAAAUGGAGGAGAGUACGAUUUCCAUGACAUCGAGCGUGUCAUCUGCUUCCUUUGUCAAGUGUAUGCUUGAAGAGGCAAUGGCGGAACCAGAAGCGAAACAUGAGGAUGUGGAGUCACAUUCCACCAGUAGUGAUAAGUCAUCGGAUAUGGUGAAAAUAGACAGUGGGCACACAUCUGGCGACGAAAUAGACACAACUACAUCGUCUGAUAUUGAAAUUAUUUCAACGCCAACUUCUAAUGGGGAUAGGAUUGAUAGGCCUUUCGAUCUGUCGCCUUUGCGCCAUGCUUUAAGCAGGACUGUCAGGCGGGUGAGCCCUCCGCAUGGCCAGACCCACAAACGCACUGAUAGUAAUUCAAGUUCAAGCGGCCAUAGUAAGGAGAGUGAUCUUGAGCAGUUGAGUCCAGGACGGGAGUAUGCGGCCAAGGGGAGGGAGCGCACCAAGUCUGGAGGUGACCACAGACGUUUACAGAGAUCGAUGGGACCUGAAGUGGGUGAUCUAGAUGAAUCUGAGGCUGAAAGUAACCCCCUGCAAAGUGACAGACUACUAAAGAAAAGCACUGUAUAUGAGGAUGUACUCAAUGAGAAACUUGCUGAGACAGCUGAAGUCCUCGAGGUGAGAGAGAAGAAGGUUUUAGAGCUUAGUCGAGAAGUGAUGGACAUGCGUGAAGCAAACAAUAUUCUGAGGCAACAAUUGCUCCAGUCAGAAGAGGCCAGGGAGGCUGAGAUGACCGAUCUCAGUAGCCUGACUGAGGAAUUCACCAUCAGGCUAAGUGAACAAGAAAAGAAACUGCAAGCAGCAUUCAAAGAACGAGACAACAUGAAAAAACAGCUGACAACUGCCCAAGAAGAACUACUAAGAAAGGCUGAAGACAAGAAGGCACAAAAGCUCUUGGAGGAAAGGGAUGAACAAAUAAAUGAACUGCUGAUGGAAGGCGAAAAGUUGUCCAAACAACAGUUACAAAGCAAUAAUGCUGUAAAGAAACUUAGAGCAAAAGAGAAGGACACUGAUGCUAUUAUCAAGACACAGAAACAAAAACUUGAGAGCCAGGAAAUCGAACUGGAGCACUUGAGGAAAGUAUUAGAUUCUCGUGAUGAAACAGAAGCCAAUCAGACAAUAGCGAUCAACCAGCUCACAAGUGCUGUCAAGUAUCAAGAUAAGGAAAUUGAGAAAUUUAAGAGUGAAUUGGAAGACACCACUGAAAAGAACAGAGCUCUGCAGACAACACUUGACAAUGCAUACAAAGAAAUUGGUGAACUGAACAAAGUGAAUGCUGCCCGUGACAUUAAAGCGCAAGAGAAAGCCUUGAGUGUUGAAAGACAAGCCAGAGAGGAGUUGAAACUGGAGCUUGAUCGCCAGAUACACAGGACCAAACAUGAAAGCGUGACUUUGGUACACCAGAUUGAAGAUCUUCAGCUGAGUUUGACUCGAAUGGAGAAGGAAUGUGGUCGCCGGGAGGAUAUCUUGAGGCAAGAGAUAUCAGAUCUACAUAUGCGGCUGCAGGAGGCAGACAGUAGAAAUGAGGAACUGUCACAGAGUGUAUCUGCAGCCACGAGACCUCUUCUACGCCAGAUUGAAAACUUACAAUCAACUUGUGGUGCUCAGUCGCGAUCUUGGGAAAAGAUUGAAAGGAAUCUUACUGAAAGAUUAGGAGAGGCUCAGACGCAGGUGGCAGACCUCGGUGAGCGGGAGCGUCUUAAGAAUGAGAAAGUGAUUGAGCUUUCAUCACGAGUAUCAGCUCUGGAAACCCAGGUUGGGACAUUGAGGCAGGAGAAGUCACAGCUCGUUGCAAGUCUGGAGAUAGAACGUGCCAAACUGGAGGUGUUAGAGGACACACAACACAAGGAUGGUGUUCAGGUUGAGAUCAUGAAGCAAACCAUGUCCAGGCAGAUCUCCGAGUUGAAGAAAGAGAAGAUUCUUUUAGAAAAUCAACUGGAAAUGGAGAAGAUGAAGAUUGAGACGGAGAAGAAGAAGCUGGCAUUGGCUCAGGAUCAGAUCAAGGAGAAGGAUCGUCAGAGUGCCCUUGCAGCAAAGUCCUCCCCUUCACCAGUCCCACAGAUGACUAGGUCCAGUAGUCAGAGUAGUGAUCAAUCCAAUGUCUUUUUUCCACCAGUCGCACAGGAUGAUGUAGAGCGAACACUGAUGUUGUCCACUGCCAAUGGGAGCAAAAUGAAUCUCUAUGAAACCCUUCGCCAGAGUGGUGCAGCCAAUUUAUUGGAGAACUUGCAGUCACAGCUCAAACUAAAGGAGGGUGAAAUAGUCCAGCUACAGAGUGAAAUCGGUGACCUGGAGCGCACAAGGGAGUCGAUGGCACGGGAACUAGUCAAUCUAACCAAUAAGAACCAAGAUUUAGAAGAGAAAACAGCGGAGUUUGACAAGUUAACUGAAGAUUAUAAGGCCUUAGACAAAAGGAAUGAUGCCCUGUUACAAAUGUAUGGAGAGAAAGAUGAAGAGGUCCAGGAGUUGAGAUUAGACUUACGAGAUGUAAAGGAGCUGUACAAAACUCAAAUUCAGGAACUUCUAUCAUCAAGAUAACAAAGGAGGCUCACCAAGGGAAAGCUCAGAUGCAUUUGGUUUUUGGUCUUAGUAAUGUUUGACAUUCCUUGGCAAUAGCAUUCCGCGAAGAUGUCGUCACUGCAGCUGCUGCCCUCUAUUUCCCCAUCGCUGAAUUACAGGCAAUGUCGGACAAACAUGCGGUUUCGUAAUGGAUUCAGGCUUUCUAACUAGGGCAGUUAGAUUCAAUCUGGCACAUGUCCGAGUGUUGGAAAUACUACAUAGUUGUUCUGAAUAUUUCUCUCUCUGACUCUAUGGUAUCAUUCAUGCUAAAAACAAUGCAGGGUCAAAGAUAAUUGACUUUGAAAUAAGCUCAAAUGCGUAGAAAUAAGUGUCGAUGUCCGACUGUCACGUGACUAAACGUCAUCAAUAUCUUAUGCAAAUGACCUUGUGAGCUAUAAAUAGUAACUUCGCGGGAUGCUAUUCUUGUUGCUAUAUGUACUGGUCCCAUUCCUGUCACUAUCAAUGGUCAUCUUCAUCGCUUUAUGCCAGGACACUUUUUCCAUGGAAGUACAAACAUGUAUUCUCCUUCACGCUAGUGCCAGUGUUGUGUCUAAACAGCAGGCGCAAGUUAAAAUUUGCGGUUUAUUGUUUGAUAUAAAGAGAGGUGGAGGUUAUCAUCUUUAUAAUACCUAACUCUUUUAGUCGAAAUUUACACACAGGUCAUAAAAGGAGGUAGUGAUAUCAAGUGGUGCCAUGGAUGAUUGUGAUGUACUAGAAUUGUAGGCUCUGUGUACACAGACCAGCUUAGAAAUAAUUUAUUUGUUUUCAAAAUUGAAAUUAUGUAACGAGACUAGGUCACUCCGUGAUCAAGGUGGAUCAAGUUUGGGUAUUCAGUACCAGUUUAACUGGUCUAGUAUCCUUUUCAUGCUGGUGACAGUUCAACUUCAUUUUGACCAUUUGCACUUAUGGUCUAGUUCUUUAAAAAAGUAAACCAUGUAAACUUGAUAAAUUGUUUGGAAUAGACUACGGAAGGUUGAGGUUGACGUACAUUUACCUAAUAAUGUAUCCCGUGGGUGAUAGAUUAAGGCUGAGGGUAUUUUGAUCAUAUUCACUCUUCUUGUCCAGACCAUGUGUUUUAAUGGAGAGUGUCUCGAGAUAAGGCUGGCCCCGUACUGGUGCAGUUUUACAGCGCUCCUGUGUAUAGGAUGAUGAUAGUCUCCCUUUAGCAAAAAGGGGAAUUAAACAUGUGAUUAAUGGUGUUUGCUCCAAUCAAGUACUGUAAACUCAUUCAGGAGCCAUCAUAACUUUCAAGGUGUCAGCCUUGGGUUUGUAACUAGAAGGUCCCAACAGCUCCUGACCAAUUUAUAGUAAUCACUGCCUCUUGUAAGCCUGUUGCAGGACUGUUUAUUCAGCCAGUGAAUCUGCCUUGUCUUGAUUACUUGUAGUGUCUUUCAGUAUUAUGUCCAAUUCUUCCAGAGUAGGAAUAUAUUUUGAAUAAGGCUCGUUGAUAUAAAUGUAGUCUGACAGACUUUGCAAAUUUGUGUUCUAAGAUUGAGAGGCACGAUCUAGAAAGACAAUUGAGAUUGCAUAGUUUACGAUAAUAAUUAUGCAGCUAAAGUUCAAUUCCAGUCCUUGAAGUUAGGUUCAAAGAGAAACCUUUAUGGUGAGAGCGCUGUAGUGUAGCAUUAUUGUAAAUUAUAAA